This is a messenger RNA of Pan troglodytes (chimpanzee), 953 nucleotides long. RefSeq names its product chromosome 4 C4orf36 homolog (gene C4H4orf36). The record is from RefSeq and is a predicted model, not a curated record. The coding region runs from base 383 to 706 and encodes 107 amino acids. The transcript is spliced from 5 exons. Lineage: Eukaryota; Metazoa; Chordata; Mammalia; Primates; Hominidae.
GAGCGGGAAGGAGGCGUGUGCCUGCGGCGCGGCCCCGAGGCGUGUGCGCGGCCAUGUGCGCUUAGCGCAGCGCGCUCUUCCCUCAGUACCCCGGCCACGACCCUCCGAGCCCCUGGAGCCCGGGUAACCAGGCCGCCGGCGCCGGCUCGCGGGGACCCGCCACCCUGGAAGCCCCGCGCACACAGCGCAUUCCUGGUAAAGUGAACAGAGUUAUCUGUGACAUUCCAUCAGGCACCUAUGUAACGAAAUCAUACCGUAAUAACUCACCAUGGCGUAUGGAGUGCCAAGAAAGAACACAGUGAAAACCAUUUUGCGGGGCAGUUGUUAUAAUGUUAUUUGAUAUCAUACUGUUUAUAAGAAUAGCCAAGUGAAGAGGAACAGAAUGGUAGUAGCGCUCUUUGGAGUUCAUUUGCCAAGACAGGAACCUUGGGAUAUUGCACUGCUUGCAAAGACCUGGUACACGAACCUAGCCAAUAUCAAGUUGCCUUUCUUGGAAGAAAUUUCAUUUGGUGGUUCUGUGCAGCUCACAAAAUGUACCACCAUUAAAGACGGACUGCUCCCUUCUGCAGAAUCUAUCAAACUCGAAAGGGAGUAUGAAGUGAAGCGUCUUUGUAAACUGAAGUGUCAAGAAAAUACAUCUAAGGAAAUUCAGCUUCUCCUGAGGGAAAGGCCAGCCGGUUUGAGAAGACCUCUUCCAUCUAAAUGACAGUCAGUUCAUGAUUGAAUCUGUACUCUGUCUCUUGCAUCCAAAGGGCAUGAAGGUCUCUGGACCUUUCACUAUGUAUAGUUCAGGGCAGAUAUUUGAAUGCCCACUGGUGGAUGGGCCACUGCCCACAGCUGUGGGUUAGUAGCCAGUUCUGACAGAUCUUCUGAGUCCCUGACAUACUCUUGUUCCUUGUGUCACAAGCGACAGCACUGUAAGUAGAUGAAAAUACAUUUGGAGUUGAGUCGUU